AUUCAAUUUUUAAUUUUGGCGUAUUUUUUGCAGGUUUGUUUGAAAGCUGGCUUGGAAACGAGUGCUUGGACAGUAUUCUCCCAUUUGGCGAUUUGGGGCUCGAUCGCAGCCUGGUUUUUAUUCCUGGCCAUGUACGCGAACUUCUGGCCCACAAUCCCGUUUGCGUCCGAAAUGACGGGCAUGGAGAACAUCACGUUUUCAUCGUUGGUUUUCUGGUUUGGAUUGGUGCUUUUCCCGGUGAUCGCCUUGUUUGGAGACAUUGUUUUCAAAGUGAUCAAGACGACUGUUUUUAAGACGAUGGCGGAAGCAGUUCGUGAGAGCGAAAUUUUGAAGAAGGAUCCUGGCAAAGUUCUAUUCAAGCAAAGAUUCACUGAGACAGCGAGGUUGCUGAAGAAUGUGAAAAAUGUGUUCAGAAGAACCCCGACGAGGGCGGAUUUGGAGGUUGAACUCGCACACGGCUAUGCCUUCUCGCAGGAAGAACACGGGGUAGUCCCACAGUCUGAGGUCAUCCGAGCAUAUGACACGACCCAGCCGAAGCCCGGAGGCAUGUGACGAGACUGUGUCGAUUUGCGAAAAAAAAAAAAAUCUCCCCCGAGUGAAAGAAAAAAAAAAUGCAUUCCCGGAACAAAACAAGAAAAGCGCACCAACACGAAGUGCCAAUAUCGAGACAAGGCCCAAGUGCCAAUUUAGUCGCUCGUUUGCUCGCUGUUUCGACCCCCGUCCCUACCCCUCAUCUCCGUGACGAGUUGCCGACCCUAAUUUAGAUCAAAACAAGCAAAAAAAGAGGUAGGCAGUCGAUGGCUUUCAAUUUAUUUGCGACUGACUUUUUCCAUCGGAAUUUUGGAAACCAAGGUGUUUUUUUUUUCUUUUAAAUUUAUUUAUUUAUCUAAUUAGUCUCGAGAAGCCCCCUUUGUUUCAAUGGAGCCACCCGAGUUUUAUUGAUCGAGUUGUGUGUUUUUUUUCAAAGAAAAAUUCCGCCACUGAUGUUUUUAUUCUUUUUGUGAAGCUCUCGAGCGAAGAAUAUCAUGGAUUUGUUUCGGAGAGGAAGAAAGAAAAAUGCCUUGGCUUCCGAUCGCGUUUAUUACAUUCUGUGGAGGUGACGAAAUUCAAUUGAGAAGGUAUCAAUAAAACCCGAACAACCGAAGAAAAAAAAUUUACUCGAGCGCCGAUUUGAUGUGUAAGAAAAAAGCAGAACAAAUCGAAGAAAAAUUACGUAGUAAUCGCAGGUCUUUUUUUUUGGUCGGGAUCUCGUUGAUGUUAUAUGAGUUCGAAGAUGACUAUUUUUUGAUCUCAGCUUUCCCUCGCGUAUGCAUUAUAAAACGAAAGCUUGUUGGUGCAAUCAGUGUGGGCUUGAUGUUUGGCUUUGCUGCACGCAAAAAUUAUACUUCGUAGCGGGUAAUGAGAGAACUGCUGAAAAAUUGGCAGGUGCGUUGUUUGUUUUUUGGCGAUGAAACGAAAGGUUUUUUUGUGCUUUUUUGUAUGCCGUAUUUAUGCGAGUGCGAGACGAGAAUUUUUCUUGAUUUUUCGACGUUCUGAAGAUCCUGAAUGAUUUGAGAUUGAGUUUUUCAUUAAGCGUAGAAAACUCAUGCUAACUUUUCGACUGCGAUUACCGUGAAGCUUUUCGUCACUAUUUAGUAAAGGUAAAGGUUUUGUAAAACUUAGUAAAGGUGAACAAAAUUCGAUUCAGAGAAUUCUUUUUUUUUAACUCGUUUUGUCAACCUUUUUAAUUUUUUUUCAACUUAGUGACGGUUAACAAAAUUCAAUUGGAUGAAUGCGUUUUGUCAAGUUUUCUUCAACUUAUUUUUUGUUGCGCAAUGAAACGUUGUAACCGUAAGAAAAAUUCGAUUGAGAAAAUUAGUUUUGUCAAGUUUUUUGUCUCAUGUUUUUAAAUUUACUGACGGUGAACAAAAUUCGGUUGAGAGAAUUAAGUUUGUCAAGCUGUUCGUCCAAUUUUUCGGAACGUAGUCACGGUAAAAAUCCCAUUGAGAGAAUUCAUUUUUUCUAUUCGUUUUGUCAAAUCUUUUUUCGAAGCGUAGUGACGAAAAGAAAAAUCGAUUGAGAGAAUUUCUUUUGUCGAGCUUUUUGUAAACUUUUUUUUGUCCUAUGAACAGUAGUAACGGUAAACAAAAUACAAUUGAGAGGAUCCAAUAAACCUUUUCUUACGGGCUGAUGUUUCAUGUAUAUCUUGACGGAAAAUUUUCCCGUGAGAAAAUUUCCGUUAUUUUUCUUUUCAUCAAUUAUAGAUUUUGUCUUAUUGAAAAAGAAAUCCUGAAAUUUAAUUUCUUGACAAAUUGAAUUUGAAAAGUUCAUUACCGUCUUGCAUUCGCGUAAAUACGGUAUUUCGGAACCGAUGUACGCAAAUGAGUUCCAAUUCAUUCGAGAAAGAAAAAAAUACUUGAAAAAGCGUUGUUUCAAUUUGAUUAGGCCAAUAAGCAGCUGCACAGCCGACGAGAAAUCUUCAUCGUUGCAUGUCAUUUGUUGCCUAAUUGUUUUGUAAUCCUCUGUCUUUCUUUAAAAGAGAGCGAAAACGGGAGAAAACAAUCUUUGAAAGAAAUAUUGUUAAAAAUUUAAUUUUGUUGGCGUCGGAUACGUUGAUUUGCUGUACAGUACUUGGUUACCUGGUUGUGAUAAGUACCCGUGUUUCAUGAUUCACUUGGGGAUUUUUUAUUUUAUUGGGGUUUUAAGUGUGUUUUUCUCCCCUCCCUUUCUAACCCGAAUUCUUUUGAAUAUAUAUUUUGUUUUAAAAGGGUUGUGCUUGAAUUCGGCAUUGGGUUAAAUUUGUCGUUCCUUUUUUUUUUUUAAUGACCUGGUGCUUUCCGCUGAAAUUCGUGGUGAGGUGAAAAAUGAACUAUUUGUUUAUCCUUGCGGGGUUUUUUUCAGUGUUGAGCCGACGUUUUGGUGUGUGAGGCAACUUUUGAAAUGGCGCGGGGGGUAAUUUAGGUUUCAAUAUAAGUUGAGAGAUUUAUGUUGUUGUGACAACCUGGUUUUAUUUUGAGAACCUGUCUUUUUUAUUUUAGUCUGAGAUAUUUGCGAUGGAAAGAAAGAUGUGUUUGUUCCAGUGAUUUAAUUUUCAGGUCAGACAUGCUUUAUUUUUUAUUUUCUUUUUUUUGAAUUUUACAAAUUUGACUUGCCUGCUUCAAGUAACGCUUGUUUGAACAGUCACCAAGAAUUUCAGUGGACUUCUUGAUGAUAUUCAGUAAAGUUAAUAAAGCUUUUUUUGAUAUGUUGGGUUGUCACAUCAAUAGAAAAGCACUUGUUUAUUUUCUGAGAAAUUGGUAAAGGGAAAAUUUUUGAAAUCACAAACUAGUCUGAGUUGAUCAAGAGGGAAUUCAUGAAGAAAGCGAUGUUUUUCUCAAACCUUUCUCCGCCAACCGCGCAGCUGUUUAAUUAUUUUUCCAUGGCAUUUGCACAUUUGAGACAAUGAGUGCAAUUAACCGCGAGGAAAUCAUUAUUUCUGUGCCGGAAACUGGUUAUUAUUUGGGUUUUUGAUUCUAAAAAGAAAAAAAUCUUGUGAAAUUCGGAGGACUUUGAAAUGCUUUUUGGUGUUGCGGCUUGAAUUUUUUUAAUUUGUGGCGCGGGAGAGAAAGAGAAUGCGUUCCAAUUGUUUUUCGUGUGCUUGAAUAUACGAACAACAGUGCAUCGGUUAA
Messenger RNA from Notodromas monacha, 3647 nucleotides. NCBI's taxonomy places the organism in Eukaryota, Metazoa, Arthropoda, Ostracoda, Podocopida, Cyprididae. The record is from the annotation of a GenBank genome assembly.